AUGUACCUGUCCAACAUCAGAGCUAACACACAGUUGAGGCUUUGCUGCGUGGUGCUGUCUCCCCGGCAGGACCCUGGUGAUAUUCGCGCGCAGCAUAGGAUACCAGCCCACGUGACAGUGUCAUGUGAUCCACAGAGCGCGUUCUCUGAUCCGGGUAUUGAGGCUGUUAUCAUAGCGUCCUCCACUGCUACCCAUGAAGAUCUCAUAUUAUCAGCUGUAGUUGCUAAUAAGGCGGUGUAUUGUGAGAAGCCUAUAUCAGAUAGUCUAGAGAGAACAGGACAAUGUUACCAGGCAGCAGCUCAGGCUGACCUACCUUUAUUCUGUGCUUUCAACAGGAGAUUUGAUCUGAGUUACUCGCACAUCCAGUCUCAAGUAAGGGCCGGUGCUAUUGGUAAAGUUCAGACUAUAAAGUCAGUCAGCAGAGACUCUCCAGUCAUUCCCCUGUCUUAUAUCGAACCCUUCCUGUACAAGUGUUUGUGGCUGGAAACGCUCAAAUACCUGAGUUCUCCGACUACAAGGACUACGACAACAUGA
Bolinopsis microptera is the source of this 534-nucleotide messenger RNA. RefSeq names its product myo-inositol 2-dehydrogenase-like. The transcript has a single exon. Gene Ontology annotation, biological process: NADPH regeneration. NCBI's taxonomy places the organism in Eukaryota, Metazoa, Ctenophora, Tentaculata, Lobata, Bolinopsidae. Gene Ontology annotation, cellular component: cytoplasm. The coding region runs from base 1 to 534 and encodes 177 amino acids. The record is from RefSeq and is a predicted model, not a curated record. Gene Ontology annotation, molecular function: oxidoreductase activity; nucleotide binding.